UUGAGACACAAACACAAUCAUAAACCAAGUCAGCCUGAGUCAUUACAUAGGAGUUAGGUAGUACAUAAUUGGACCACAGUUCAGAUAUUGCCAGACAUGCAUAAUAUUAAGUGUGAUACACAAUACAAUACGUGUUAAGUGGCCUGGUGCUUAUGGUAGAAUACAUCCCAUUACUUUAAACUAUUAUCAGAGUUUCUCAAAAUAAGAACAGACAUUCUAUAUUUCUUUUUCUAUUGCAUUUUAAAUGCAUGAUCAUUAAAAAAUCUACAAUAUUUUCACAAAUUUGUAAACCAGAUUAUAAAAUAUAAAAUAUUUCCCUUUGAUUCAAAAGCCAUACUUCAGUAAUGAUUUCACAAUUUGUCUGCCUCUAAAUAUGAUUUAAUAUCAUCUUUAUUUUAAAUAAAAAUGUCUAAUUUUGAGGAGUCCUGAAAACAAAAGACUAUACUUCAUCUAUAUAACACCUGGCUUUGUUGAAUAUCUGGAAUAUAUUUAACAGUCACAUGAAAUGGCUAACUGGCCAACUGUCUUGCAGCUCAAAUGUAGGUUAUACAAACAGCAAUGUAUCUUAGUCCCAUUACUGCUUUCUUCUUUCUGAGUUAACAGCCUGUGAUAUGCAUUAUAUUGUAUUUACAUGCAAUACUUUGACAACAAAUGAAAAUAUAUAUGUAGUAUAAAAUUAUACUACAUGUAGGAUAACAUUUAAACAUGUAAUACUACAAAAGAAACAAAUAUAAAAGUAAUUGUAAAGCUAAAAUUGUAAUGACUUAGAUAAGGCAUAUCUUUAAAAUCCAUUCUUCUCAGUGUUAGUCCCCAGGGUACAUUUUUUGUCCUUUCAUCAACUUCACAUUCAGCUUCAAAUGGGAUCCGCUCUGUAGUUUCACAGUGUCAGCAGCUGGUUGUCUAGCACUGUUUAAAUCACCCAAAAUAUCCCUGGAUACAUUUAGAUCAGUCAUCUUUCAGGGCCUGGGCAGACGUCUUUUACUGUCCCGCCACCUCCCCUUCUGCGCCACCAGAGCAGGUGUCUGUAGACUGAGUCAAAGGCUGAAGCAGUGUACUGUGCAAGCAUUGUGGUCCACUUCACCACUUCCACCAUCCAUUUCACAGAACGAGCCACAAAGGCCACAAACACUGUAGUGUAGUGUGCAAGCAGGAGGAGGUUUCGUCCCAGUUGUCUUCCAUGGUUGAUGAUCACAUUGACCCUUAGGUCAUGUCCAACCAUCCUAAUAGUCUGAAGGAAUUCUCAAUGAGAAUCAGUGACGAAAUGUAAAAUACAAAAGAUCCUUAUGUCAAAAAUUAAUUCUUAUUUUUCCUCAUUCACUCUUUCAUGAAAAUUCGUUUUUUCAAUUUACUUGCUUUUGUCAGAAAGUCUCUAGUAAAUUGUGAACAAGACGAUAUUUUGAUGACACUCCCUUUACUGAUGCGCAGAUCGUAUUGUCCAAUCACGGAAAGCCAAAUUCUGUUUCCGGCAUCUUUGGUGAUGUGGCUAUGCUCAGCAAUCCAGCCGUGGAGAUAUACCAAAUAAAAAGCAGAAACAAGUGUCUUUGAGAAGCACCCAUACAGUUUCAUCCAUAUGUUCAGUCGGCUGGCCCAGGGAGUGAGCACGGUUCUCCACGAGCUCUCUGGAGAAGAGGCCCCUGAUGGAGACCCACAGGACGGGUUGGCCUCUGAACUCCCUGAUGCUGGUGUGGCUCGACCCCCAGAGGAACCUGGGAUGUCCGAGGACACCCUGGAGAGGCUGGCACAGAUGGAACAGCUGGUGGUCAAGCUGAAGGAGCAGGUCAAAGACAAGGAUACCCAGCUGGCCAACACAGAGACUCUGCUCAAGAAUGAAAGGGACACAGCCGAAGCACGGUUCACCAAACUCAAACUGCAGGCUAAGGCCAAGAUGGCCUCCCUCAGCAAACAGAUCUCUGAGCUGAAAGGCCAGGAAGGUGCCAUGAGUCCUAACAGCUCGUUCAGUGCUGCCCCCGGGGUGGAGGAGGAGCUGCAGGAGCUGAGACGAAGGCUGGGCGAGGAGGAGGCUUCCUCUAGGACCCUGCAGGAGCGCCUCCAGACCUCCGAGCAGCUUCUCAGGGAGAAGGACCAAGCACACGCUGAACAGCUCCGAGUGAUGCAGAUGGUGGUGAGCGAGAAGGACGUGCGCUUUCAGGACCAGGUCCAGAAACAUGAGGAGGAGCUGCUGAUGGUCACAGCUCAAACUCUGAACGACCCGGAGCUGCAACAGACCCUACGUGCUGCCCAGAGGCGGUGUGAGGAGCUGGAGGAGGCAAUGCGUUCACGCUCCCAAGUCCUCGACAUGCUGCAGCAAGAACUCAACAGUGCUGACCAGCAAAAGCAGAUCCUUACUUCUCAGUUCCGCCAGAUGGAGCAGGAGCUGGCAGAGGCCACCAGGCUGAGAGAGGAGGAGCAGCUGAAGUGGGCCCAGCAGACGAGCAAGACCGACGCAGAUCUAGUGGCUCUCCGAGCCGUUCAAGAAGCCGCUCAGCGAGAGGAACAGGAAGUGAUCCGGUUGAAGAAACUAGCAAGUCUAAGAGAGUCUGAGUUUGAGGCCCUGCAAGCCAACCUAGAAGCCUCUCAGCAAGAUAGAGAGGAACUGGCCAGGUUGAAAGAAAUGGCUUCUCUUAGAGAGAUUGAGUUAGAAGCCCUACGAGCCAGCCAAGAGAGCUCGGAGAGCGAGAGAGAAGAACUGGCCAGGAUGAAGAAGCAGAUUUCAUUAAGAGCAGUUGAGCUAGAAGCCCUGCAAGCUAAUCAAGAGGUCUUGGAGAGAGAGAGAGAAGAACUGAAGGAGCUGAUUUCCCAGAGAGAUGCUGAGCUGGAAGCCAUGCAAGCUGGUCAAGAGGUCUCAGAGAGAGAGAGAGAAGAACUGGCCAGGCUGAAGGAGCUGGUUUCUCUAAGAGAGGCUGCCCUGGAGGAUCUACAAGCCAACCAGGAGGCCUUAGAGAGAGACAGAGAACAAGUAGCCUGGUUGGAGGGGGAGCUGGCUGCCCUUAGGGAAGAGCAGGGAGACGGCCAGAGGGCUGAAGAGGCCUUGGCUCAGCUGUGGAAAGGUGUCCGCUCUUUGGCUGGAGGGAAUGUGGAAGGACCAGGGGAAGAGAGUCAUGUCCCCACCAACCCUGCCCAGUUCCUGGGCACGCUUCAGUCCCUGGAUGCCCAACUAAACAGACUGAAGGAAGAGCUGAGGGAAAGUGAGGCGCGUUGUAGCCAUGUCACCAACACCAUGGAAACCCUUCAUGAACAACUUGAUAGGAGCACUGCAGAAGGGGUGGAUGCUGUUGCCAGGAUACAGCAGCUGGAGCUGCAAAUUGGAUUGAUGCCUGGUGAAACAUCAGCUCAGCAUGUGAUUGACCCGUCUGUGCUGGAAUCAUCUGACGAUGCUAAAGCUCAAAUAUCCGCUUUGGAGCAGCAGUUGCUGGAGAGAGAGGAGGAGUUGACGACCCUGCGAGACCGCCUUGCUGUCGCUGAAGAGCAGCACUCUAGGGAUGGACCGGAGACAGAAGGUGAACCGAUUCCAGACCCGAGCCCUAGUCACCUCAAGGCCACCAGUGACAGCCCCACAAACCUGGCAGAGCAGCUGGAGGACUCUACUGAGGAGGAGACCACACUGGUAGCUGAGGAUUCUUCCAUCUUAUCCAUCGCGGCUGAUAAUGAAAGCAGCCCAGAGCUCAUUGGGCCACAGUCCGAUUCCAAUGGAGAAUCUAAGGGGGCUUCCUCAGACGAGAUGGUGACUAGUAGCGACUCUGAGGUGGCCCACAGCAGCUGGACCCUCCUGGAAGCCGUCAAUCAAGAUGGAGGCCAGGAGUGGCCCUCAUUGCUGCAGGACUUUGGGCAGGUGCAGCUGCAGUCCUGGGAGCAGACCAGCUCCGAGCAGGAAACCUCCACAGUCCAGGUGGAGUCCUCGUCUGUGGUCAUCCGUGAGACUGUGCAGGUGCACCUCAACCAACAGGGGGCAGCAUCCAUCUCUGGUGCCGACUCAACCUCUGGCCAGAUGUUUGCCCAGGCUCUAGCAGAUGAGCUCCAGAAACGGUAUAGCGAGCUGCUGACUGAGAUCACCAGGCUGAGAGAGGCAACAACAGAGUCUCAGGAGAAAAUCCAAGGCCUGAAUGAAGAGAUCAGGUUAUUGGCAGCUGCCAAGGAAGAAGCUGAGUACCGGGCCCAAAACUACGAGGAAAAGCUCGAUAUGGCCAAGUCAGAGAUGAAUCUGAUGGCCCAGCACAGUGACUCUGAGGUGGAAAAGCAGAGAUUUGACAUACGCCUCCUGCAGGAGCAGCUAGCUGCCCUGGAGGCAGACGCUCAUUCCAAGGAGCAGAGGAUCCAAGUCCUUCAGGUAGAUGUGGACGAGGCCCAGCGUGCUCUGUCCGAGCAGGAAGGACAGGCCAGGAUGCUGGGUGCCCAGCUGGAGGACAAGGAACUUGCUGCCUCAGAACUGGACCGGACGCUACGGGAACAGGAAGCAAACCUGCUGGAAUUCACUCAGGCAAAGGACAUGGCCAUGGCUGCCUUAUCAGAGAAGGAAGCAGAGAUCAGGGAGCUGCAGGGACUUCUUACCCAGAAGGACCAGGAGAUGAUGGAGCUGAGCGACGGGAUGUCGACCAAACUAUUACAGGCAGGGGAGGAGAAGUACCAGAUGAACGGUGAAAUGAAAAAGCUCAGGGAUCAGAUUCUCGAGUUGGAGAAUGCAAGAGAGCAUCCAAGGACAGUUAUGGGAGAGCACGACACAGAGGAAUCUAGCGAGCUCGCUGGUUUACAAAAGGACAAGGAAGAGCUGACCACCCAGCUAUCCACUCUAAAGAAAAAGUUCCAGGUCGCGAUGAUACAACGCAAAGAGUUGAUGAAAAAGGUAGAAGGUUUGGAGAAGAAUGCAGACAAAAAAGUUGAGCAGGAGGGGACACCAACGGAGGAGACUCCUGCCAAUAUAUCAUAUUCUGAAAAAGACAUUGAACAGGAAAUUCUAAAAAUGGAGGCAAUGCUAGAGGAGACCAGACAGGCCUUGAAAACCAAAGAAACGGUCGUUGAGACUCUGGAACAAAGAAAUAGUGAGAAGGAUCAAGCGUUGGCCGUGGCACUCGCUCUCAAUCUAAAACUGAGUGAGGAAAUGGAGCAAAAUCAGCUGGCCAACACAGCAGCUACAAUCCUGGAGCUGCAAUCCCACGUGUCCUCUCUGGAGGCGGAGUCUGAAUCACUCCAGAAGAAACUCCUGGAUGCCCAGGAGGCUCGAAAGGACACCAUUCGCAAGGCCAAAGAGAAGGACAGGCACCACCGCGAACAGCUGAAGCAGCAGAAGGAUGACUGCAACAAGUUAUUGGAGCGAUUCGAGCAGCAGCAGGUCGAGCGAGAGAGCCUGCUGCUCAGACUGAAAGAGCUGGAGGAGCUGUCUGAACAGAAGGAGAGGAGCGCCAUGAAGGAAGCGCAGCCAGAUCAAGAAACAAAGGCUGAGAAGAUAGAAAAACCAUCUUCGGGUGACUGGGUCCAGCAAGACUGGGUGGACUUUGCUGCGCCCGAGAAUGAAGCACAACAGCAGGAAUCUGGUCAAGCCAUCCCCGAUACUGAGAAAGACACCCAGCUACUGUCGGCAGAGAUGGAAGCCCUGAAAAAGCAGGUACAGGCUACAGAGAUGGCUUGCUCAGAGUUCGAGGAGCAGCUGCAGGAAAGCCAGGCCGGCCUGGCACUGAAGGAGAGCGAGCUCCUGAAGCUGGGAGAAGAGCUGGAAGCACUGAGACAGAACGAGAAACAGAUCGACUCCCUCACCGAGGAGAUUGAGGCUCUGAGAGACCGGUGCAUCCAAGCUGAGACUCAUGUGGCGACUCUUAAGGCAGAGUUGGAGGCUGCGGCCGAGGAAGCCGCCUCGUACUCGGGGUCCUCCAUGAACAAGCUUCAGGCAGAGGUGGAGGAGUUCAAACACUUCCUGGACAAAAAGAACACUGAGAUCAUGGAGCUCAGCCAGCAGCUAGGUGAGCAGAGCUCCCUUCUACACUCCAUGCAGGACACGGUGUCUGAGAAGGACCAGCUGAUCGUCUCCUUGAAGGAGGGCCUGAGGGCGGAGCAGGAGAAAACCCAGAAACUGGAAGCUGAGUUGCCUCAAAGGCAGGAGGAGGGGCAAGGGAGUGAGGCCAAGAUCCAGCAGCUACAGAGGAAGCUUCAGGCCGCCCUCAUCUCCCGCAAAGAGGCCCUCAAGGAAAACAAGAGUAAGAAAGAGGAGCUGGCGUCCUCUGAGAGCCUCAUAGCUGAGCUUCAGCAGAAGAUGGAGGCCAGGGAGGCAGAGCUGGGGAAGCUUCGAACUGAGCGAGAGAAACUGAUAGAGGAGGUUGAUCGCACCCUAGUAGAGAACCAGAGUCUUGGGGCCUCCUGUGAGAGUCUCAAGCUGGCGAUGGAAGGUAUGAUCACAGAGAAAGAUACCUGUAAAAGAGAGGCCGACCUUGCCAAGGAGGAGGCUUCCAACGUUCGCCGGGAGUGGGAAGAGAAAGUUCAGGGAAUGAAAGAUGAGUACGAGACUCUGCUGAAGUCCUAUGAGAAUGUCAGCGACGAGGCAGAACGUGUGAGACGAGUGCUCGAGGCCGCCAGGCAGGAGAGGCAGGAGCUAGCAGCCAGGAUCAGGACCCAUGAGGCGGCGAGGCAGGAGGCUGAACGGCAGGCCGAGACAGCCCAGAAAGAGGUGGACUCGGUCAAAGACAAGAUGAGAAAGUUUGCAAAGACCAAGCAGCAGAAGAUCAUGGAUUUGGAAGAGGAGAAUGAGAGGCUCAGAGAGUUGGACGAAAGAAAGGGAAUAAGGAGGGAGGACAGGGGUCUCAGUGUGGAGCUUGCAAAUCUAAAAGGUCAGGUAGAGAGUCUGAACGCAGACCUGGAAGCCACCAAGGCGGAGAGAGACUCAUUAGUACAGCAGGCAACUGAGUUGAGGGAGCAGCUAGCUCAAGAGUUAGAGAAAGUGAACAGUCUAACUUUAGAUAUGACCCCCGGUCCUGAUGCUGUCGUGGAGGAGGCUAUUGUUGCCCAGCAGCAUAGUGGCGUCAUGGCUGAAGAUACCCAGGAGCCUGUAGUUGAGAGUCAGGAACCUGAGGAAGUAGAACAACAGACUGAAGAUACAGAGACUGACCUUGUAGCAGCCGAGACACAUGUCGAUGACGAGAAGGUAAAGAUGGAAGCAUACGAAAGUGCACAGGCUCUAUUUGAAGAUAAAACGAGGGAGAUGGAAGCAGCUCUACAGGCAGAAAAAGAACAGAGACAAGAUUGUGAGGCAGAACUUGUGGCUAAACUGGCCACUCUGGAGCAACACCUUCAGCAGAGCAAAGAGCAGGAGCAGAGCCUAAGGGAGGAGAGCUCCAGAACGGAAGCCCGGCUCAAAGAGCUGCACAGGAACCUGGAGGCCGAGAAGGAUGACCUGGAGGAGCGUCUGAUGAACCAACUGGCCCAGCUCAACGGCAGUAUCGCUGGCUACCAGCAGGAGGCAGGAGACAGCAGGGAGCGCCUGGCCGAGCUGCAGCGGGAGGUGGAGCGGCUGGAGAGGGAGCGGGCCGAGCUGGAGGCCCUGGCCGAGAACGAGAGGGACCGGGCAGCCAGACUGGAGGAGGACAAGCGGCAGGCUCAGAGAGAGAGGGCGGAGGCGGAGGCGGGAGCGGGGAAGCAGAGGGAGCUGGAGCAGAGGCUGAAAUCUGCCCAGAGGGUGAAGGAGGGCAGCCAGAGCCGGGCACGACAGCUUGAGGAACUGCUGAGGGAGAAGCAGCUCGAAGUGCGUCAGAUGCAGAAGGACUGCAUCCAGUACCAGGAGAGAAUCAGCGAGAUCGGCAAGGACGCCAAGGCUCUGCAGCACGGCCGAGACGAGCUGAGUGGCGAGCUGGAACGAGCCCGUCUGGAGACCUCCAAGACCCUGGAAGAGCUGAACAAGACCGAGGGUGAACUGUUGAGUUGCAGAGCCCAGCUUGUCGAGACCCAAAGACAAGCCAGUCAAGCCGUGGCUGAGAAGGCGGCGUGCGAGCAGACUGCUCUCCAGAGAGAAGCGGACAUGAAGGCCGAGGCAGAGCAGACGCUCGACUCGGUGAGGUUCCGGCUGGGGGCGGAGCUAAAGCAGGUGGAGCUGAGGCUGGAGGACUCCUACAGGGAGAGGGAGAGGGAGGAGGAGGCCACUCAUGAAGCCAGGGAUGUAGCCGAGGGCGCCGAGAGACAGGCCCACAAGAUGCAGGCCCGCCUCGACGAGUCUCUGGCCCGGCUGGCGGCCUUCUCGCGGUGCAUGUCCUCCCUGCAGGAUGACAGAGACCGUGUGCUUGAUGAGGCCAAACAAUGGGAGAGUCGUUUUAAUAGCACCCUCCAGGGGAAGGAGGCUGAAGUACGUGAGGCAGAGACACGGGCCAAGGAUCUGGCCGAACAGCUGCAGAAAGAAACUGCCCAGAAAGAAGAGCUGCAGCUUGCAGUGGACAGACUGCAUAAAGCAGACGAGCAAUGGCAACUUAAGUGGGAAGAAGAAGAAAAGAGGUUCCGGCAGAAUCAAGCAGCACUGGAGAGGGAGAGAGGGGAGCUGCAGCAGGCUCUUACCCAGACGGAGAGCUCUCUGGCGGAGGCACGUGCCCAGCUAGAUUCGCUUGAGAGUGAGGCUGAGGGGCUGCGGCGCAGGGCCCAAGCACUGGAGGAGGCCGUGGGGAGGCUGCAGAAAGAGGCCAACCAGGCCAGGGCGGAGCUGAGGGAGAAGGAGGCUGAGGAGAGGAGGCUGGGGCUGAGUGUGGAGCAGCUGGAAACUGACCUGCGCUCCUCCAAGGUCCUCACAGAGACCCUGCAGACUGAUCUGAGCGGGAAGGAGAGGAGAGAAGUGGAGCUGCUAGGGGAGAAGGAACAGGCUGUGGCACAGGCUGCCGAGGAGGCUAGGAAGGAGUCUGACGGGAGAGCGAAAGAGGCCGAGAAGGAGCUGGAGGAGAGGAGAGAGGAGGUGCGUGUUCUGGAGGACAGACUGAGGAAGGCCGAGGAGGAGAGCAGCCACAGCAAAACCAGACUGGACUCCUUCACUAAAGCGAUGGGCUCUCUGCAGGAUGACAGGGACCGUGUCCUCAGCAUGUACAAGCAACUGGAGGAGAAGCACCUGCAGGUCAUGAUGGAGAAGGAUGGGUUGAUACAGGAGGCAGCAGGGGAGAACAACAGUCUGAAGGAGGAGCUACGAGCCCUGCUAGUCCAGAGAGACGACCUCUAUGCUGAGAAGGCCAAGCUGUCGGCCCAGCUCCACGGCUAUAGGGAUGACCUCAACCAGGUGCUCAGCAUGAAGGAUUCCCAACACAAGCAGCUCCUGGCUGGCCAGCUAGAGCGCAUCGCUGCCCUGGAGAGGGACCGCGAAGAGCUGGAAGCCAAGCUGACGACCCUGGACAGAGGGGUGCAGUUGGAGGGGGAAGCCCCAGCAAGCAGACUGGAGGUGGAGACCCUCAGCAAGGGCGGUGACGGCGGGGGUCAGAUGAGAGACGCCCCUGGUGCAGAGGUGGAGAAGCUGAGAGAGCAGCUGCAAGCAGCCAGGGCCCAGGUGGAGACCCUGGAGGACAGCCUGCAGCAGGAGAGAGAUACCCAGGCCACCGAUACCAAGGAGCUGAAUGAGCUGCGCUGGGAGGGAGGAGUGAUGCGCACAGAGUCGGAGACGGCCCAGGAGAGGGUCGCGGAGCUGGCCAGAGAUAUGUUGAUGCUGGAACAGAUGCUAUUAGGUGAGAGGGAACUGUCAUCCCAACUCAAGGCCCAGAACCAGUCCUUCGGGCAGGCCAUGGCGUCCUUGCAGGACAGCAGAGAUCAGGCGGUCAACCAGGCACAGGAGCUGGCUUCUAGACUGGAGGAGAUGAGCAAGGCAGCGGGCCAACAAUCCCCCACCAGCCCAGGAGGUUCUACUGGGGAGGUUUGGGGACUGAAGAAUGCACUGUCAGCUCUGCAGAAUGACAGGGAGAGACUGUUGGAACAGUUGCAAAAACAGCAUUCGGAGCUCGCCAGACUCGGAGGGGGAGAUCUGGCUAAACUGGCCGAUGAUCUUGAUGAGGAGAGGUGGAGGGCUAGGGAGAUGAUGGCCCGGAUUCAGCAACAAGAUGAUCUGCUGGAGAGAGAGAAGCAAGAACUUGAAAUUCUCCAACUGGAGCGUAUCGACUGGCAGGCCCAGGGAGAGCUGUUGAAGCAGCAGACCCUUGCCACCCUGUCCGAGCGAGACAAGCAAGUCCGCCAGCUCACUGCCAUGCUGGAGGAGGCUCGCACGCCCAGGCCCAACCUGACGGAGGAACACUACCAGAGGCAGGGAACAGGAGAAGUGGACAGUGCUCCAGGGGCUCCCCAGGAACGUGGAGGCUCCACUGAGAACCAGGACCUGAAGACCGAGUUCAAGGAGCUACAGCGCAGACUUGAUGAGGAGCAGGAGCAGAGGCUGGUGGUGGAGGAGCAGUUGAUGGCUGCUCAGGAACGUGUCCAACGGUACACGCAGGGUGAAUGGCAAUCGGGACAUGAAGGACAGUUCUCUGAGACCGCCGUACUCAUAGAGCCUCAAGGGGGCUCCGUCUCUCGCUCACGGAGCGGUGGCCCGGGCUGGAUGCGGAUGGUGCGCGGGUUUCUCUGCUCCCGCCAGCGCACCCCCCUCCUGGUGUCCUUCUACCUGCUCACUGUGCACGCCCUGCUGCUGCUGUGCCUGGGGGGUUACCUCUGAGAGACUGGCCCCAGACCAGGAGAGAGGAGAGAAGGAGACCAAGCAUACUUAUGACGCGCACCAUAAGACUGACUGACCCUUAUGUAGUGUUUCAUUGAAUACCUUAACAUACUUGCAAUCCCGACUCUGCCCAUGCACUUUUUUAUACAGGGCACUAAACAGAAAUCAGCCUUUUUAGCCAAAGUCAAUUGUUUUAUGUGGACUGAUUUGUAUUUAAGUUUCUGUAGUUUUAUGUUCCACUUUAAUAUUCAAUGUUGUUCCAAAGCAGAAGUUGGUCACAUUUAUGUCAAAUAAAAAGCAGUAGAGGCCUACCUCUUAGGCCUAGUUAGUUUGGACUCUAUAAUGGUGAAUGGCUAUGUGGCUUUAAUAUACAUUACCUGUAGGAACUGAUUAGGCAACAUGUAGAUCCAAUAGAUUUUAUCAGCAAGAUUUGAGACGUGAGGGUUUGUUUGUCUCCGGGGGGCGUGGUGAUCUGCGUCUGUGGGUACCGUAUGCCAAUAGAAUCUCCUUCUCUCACUCUCCCACCUGUCCGCAUGCAGAACUGACACAAAUGGAAACGUGUGCAAUGUGUUAUGACCGUUACAUUCCGACCGACCAUGGGGUUUGUCUUUUUGUUUUCCACUUUAUACCUUCAUUUAACAAAGGAACAGUGGUGGCCGAUUUGGUUCAAGGUUAUGUUGUGGAUGUGUGCUGGACGUGGGUGUUCCUUGUGGGUACAAUCCGGGUCUCUGUCAUUCCCAUAUGGUUGUUCCUUGUUGUUUUAUGGAUAAUCUACCACAAGGUUCUUUGCCAUAGAAGGUGCAAUGAUGUUACAGUUAAGCACAAUUUAGUGAUUAUCUUUGGUUAAUAUAUUAUGUCCCACCCUAUAUUUCUCUGCUGUAUCACUUAUUUAUUGCUCACAGUCACUACAGUACAUGCAUAGAUGUACGAGCUCCUUCUCAUAAUUGAACUUCUGGUAAACUGAUGACUACUGUUAUUGUCCUGUCACGCUUCACAUUACUGCUAUUCCCAUGUAAUAACCUACUGUAAAUUAAUUACCCCUAUUAAGGGCUGUAUAGAAUGAAUUGAUGAAGAUGCUUAUGGUGGUUAGGAAUUUUUCAUUACAGCCCUUGGAAGACCAGGAGCAGAUUGAUUAUGUGUUUGCACCUAACCACUUUAGAAUAUAAUGGUAUGUGUGUGAAUUGAAUUAAGUGGAAACAUAGAAGUUUAUAAAGGGAAAAUUACUUGAAUGUUUUGGAUGCUUAUGAGGGAAAACGCCCAAGUGCAAACACCUAGUAAAUCUGCCCCCAAGUGUUGAAUCUAUGUAUAAUCAUCAAUGUUAACACCUGGAGUUUGUUCUCUUGGGCUAAUUUUGAAAUAAAGUUUCUCUGUUGGGAAUCACAACUGACAACUGUUUUAGUCUACCUGACUCGUCUGAUCAAUUUAUAAACAUUAAGUUUAGCAAUCAGUUUUAGGACAAUUGACUCGGAUGUGAGCUGGCAGACUGCUACUGUAUUUCCUAAAUCGCUAUAGGGCAUGCGUGUUUACUCAGCGUCUCCUCAUCUUCGGUCAGCCGAAAAACUAAUUGAAAGGAUUAACGUGAACUUUGACAAAAUACGAGGAAUAUAUUGAACGAUGUGGAAAUCGGUGGUGGGACACAAUGUUAAUGUAAAGGUGGCUGCAGAAGGGGAUGACUGGGAGACCGACCCUGAUUUUGAGAAUGACGUGUCAGAGCAAGAACAGAGAUGGGGAUCCAAGACUGUGGAGGGGUCUGGCCAUAAAGAGCACAUCAGUGUGGCAGAGCUGAGGCAGAAGGUGUCUCAGGAGUACGAGCAUGUGAAGAAGAAAGAGCAGGCGCUGGCACCCCAGGCCUCCUACGGCUACGGAGGCACAUUUGGAGUGGAGAAGGACCGUAUGGACAAGGGGGCUGUGGGGCAUAGCUAUGUGGCUCAGGUUGAGCAGCACUCAUCACAAACAGAUGCUGCGAGGGGCUUCGGGGGGAAGUUUGGAGUUCAGAAAGACCGUGUGGACAAGUCUGCCAUGGGCUUUGAGUACAAGGGAGAGGUGGAUCAACAUACUUCUCA
This is a messenger RNA of Hypomesus transpacificus, 12699 nucleotides long. RefSeq names its product golgin B1 (gene golgb1). The coding region runs from base 1571 to 10636 and encodes 3021 amino acids. Lineage: Eukaryota; Metazoa; Chordata; Actinopteri; Osmeriformes; Osmeridae. Gene Ontology annotation, cellular component: Golgi apparatus; cis-Golgi network; membrane. The transcript is spliced from 24 exons. The record is from RefSeq and is a predicted model, not a curated record.